AACGAGCAAAAACAGGAGCAAGUGAAUAUUUCUCUCCUCACUCUGUGCGUUUCUGCUGCCGUUAACAUGAACAUGGAGUCGUCUUAUCAGCAGGUGACACAGUGAUCUGACUCCAGGAACGUGUCAUGAGCACCGAGAAGGAGCGUGACGUCCUGAACGAGGAGGAGGAGAAGGAAGUGAAGGAGGAGAAGAAGCAGGAGCUGUCGGAGGAGCAGGAGCUGGAGGAGCUCCGGGCGCAGGUGCUGCAGCUCCUGCUCGAGCUGGAAGAGGCUCGAGACACGGCGCAGAAACACGAGGAGAGCUUUCUGGAGCUCCAAGGUCUUCUCGAUGAAGAACGUUUAGCUAGUGCUCAUCAGGCCGAGGCCUUCACCAGACAAAUCCAGCGUUUGCAAGCCCAGCUUCGUUCAGUCCAGGAGGAGAUGGACAGUCUGGAGGAGGAAAAGGAGAGCGAGCUGCUGGAGGCACAGGAGGAGCUGCGGGCGGCACAGGAGGAGGUGCUCGUUCUGCAGCAGGCAUCGGAGGAGGCUGCGGCCGAGAGGGAGAAUGAUAUCGCCAGUCUGCAGGAGGAGCUAUGCCGCUUACGGGCUGAAAUCGCACGGUUGGAGGACACCGGACAAGAGUAUGAGCUGGAGAUGGUCACACUCCGGGCUGAAAUAGAAAUGAAGAGCCAGAGCCGUCUACAGCAGAGGAAGGAGGGUGAUGUGGGUCAGCUGACUGAGGAUUGUAAGAGUCUGAGGGAACAGUGCCAGGCACUGCAAGAGGAAAACACCAGACUGGCUCACAGACUGCAGAUGCUGCAGAAGAGGAGUUCCGGCAGUUCCUGCGUCACUCUUAAGAAGAACAGGAGGAGACAGACGAGGGAACAGAGACAGAAACCGAAGUUUCUUUAAUGAGCAUGGAUCAGAUGAGCUCCAACUGCAGGCUGGUGGAUGCUGGUAUCCAGAAGAAUAUCUCGUUUGAUGGGAAACCAGUCACCCCCACCAGCUGGACAGGAGGAUUUCCAGAGAUCCUCUCACUGAGAGACCAGCUCAAACAGACUGAAGAGAAGGCCACACACAUGCAGAGAGAAUGUCACGGACUCAAGAAUGAACUCCAGAAUCUGCGAGAGAUGUAUGAGACGAGUCAGAAGGAGCGAGCUGAGCUGGAGCUGGAGUUGUUGCGCUGCCGAGAAGAGCUGGAGAAGAGCACUGACGUCAAAGAGGAAUGAUGCUGAUUAAAAUCCACUGAUUUUUUGCUGAAGGUCUGAACUGUAUUGUAUAAAGAUCAAAAGAAUCCAUGAUCAACACUCAUCACAGCCUCUACAGUCACAUCUGGAGUUGUUUUCUUUCUAUGUCCUUUUGUCCUUCUGCAAUAAUAACAACCCUUUAAGACAAAAAGGUCCCACUAUAGAUCACUUUAUUUCAGUUCUGGUCCACAUACGGCCUAAAAAUCAAUCCGUUUCUCACCUCUCUUAUAGUUUUACUCUGAUAUCUCACCUGUACUUUAUAUUAGUUUAGCAAAAGUUUUAAUGACGUUUUAGAUUUGUUCAGCAUUUAGCUGCUGUGUUGUGUUGUGGGUUUGUUGUAAAUAUAUUUCAUAUGUAAAGUCUUUAUUGAUGAAUACUUUAUAAUGAUAAUAAAAAUGAUGAGUAAACACGGUAGUAAACACAGUAAAUACUAUAAAUAAACUCUUAUUUUACAUGUUU
Molecule: messenger RNA, 1684 nt
Organism: Danio aesculapii
Lineage: Eukaryota; Metazoa; Chordata; Actinopteri; Cypriniformes; Danionidae
Gene: ccdc136a
Product: coiled-coil domain containing 136b
Exons: 9
Coding region: 126-890 (254 amino acids)
Biological process (GO): acrosome assembly; single fertilization
Cellular component (GO): acrosomal membrane
Source: RefSeq, a predicted model, not a curated record